AAAACCACAACCUCCAUGGCAACCAACGGUGCUCCAACCUCCACCGACCCCAAACCCGCCGUCACCGACGAGGUCCGGAAGGUCUUCAAAAGCUUCGACUCCAACGGCGACGGCAAGAUCUCUGUCAACGAGCUCGGCAACGUCCUCACGGCCCUCGGCUCCACCGUCUCCGACGACGAGCUCAAGCGAUUCAUGGUCGAUCUCGACACCGACAACGACGGCUUCAUUUGCCUCGACGAGUUCAACGCCUUCUGGGUCGCCGGCCCCAAGGACGGCGGCGUCACCGAGCUCAAAGACGCCUUCGAUCUCUACGACCAGGAUCGGAACGGCCUCAUCUCCGCCAACGAGCUCCACCUGGUGCUCAACCGCCUCAACAUGCCCUGCACGAUCGAGGACUGCCACCGGAUGAUCAAGACCGUCGAUGCCGACGGCGACGGGAAUGUGAAUUUCGAGGAGUUCAAGAAGAUGAUGGGACACAAAGCCUCCGCCGACGGCACCAAUGCCGCCAACCCUGCCGCCUAGUGCCGCACACGUUAGAUUAGUACUUAUUGACGGUUGAUGAUGAAGAAGAAGAAAAGGGUACCUCGUGAGUAGCAGGUGCGGAGGAGCCACCGCAGACGAAAGAGGAGAGUUUGGAACGACUGGCGGUGCGAUAGACUCGGGGCCGAGAUGGGCGCGUCGACUGCUGCUCGAACCCAUUUGAGAGAAAGAGAGAAGGGGGAGGUCGAGUUGAAAAGGGGGUCAACUGCUAGUAAGUUAUACGGCUAUCCACCCUUUUCAGGGAUCGGAAACUCACGGAGGCAUUUCAGUCUUCUUUUGGCCACAAGUCUAGGUUCCACAUCAAUAGCAGGUUUCGAACCCGAGAUCUUCAGUUUUCAAUUUUAAUGAAGCCUCGUCAUCCGUCCUUUACUACUGGACCAUCAGCUCGUGGUUAAUUUAGUUGUUAGUUUGGGGUUAGUAUUUUUUCCUUUGAAAUUGCUUCUGUUAUGAUGUGUAGAGCUGUUUUGGACCAAUAGUUUUAACUUAUCAAAUACAAUAAAAGUCCCAACUUUUUUAAGAAA
Pyrus x bretschneideri (Chinese white pear) is the source of this 1061-nucleotide messenger RNA. Its product is annotated as probable calcium-binding protein CML27. Gene Ontology annotation, molecular function: calcium ion binding. The record is from RefSeq and is a predicted model, not a curated record. Bases 16 to 522 code for a protein of 168 amino acids. The transcript is spliced from 2 exons. NCBI's taxonomy places the organism in Eukaryota, Viridiplantae, Streptophyta, Magnoliopsida, Rosales, Rosaceae.